This is a messenger RNA of Rhinolophus ferrumequinum (greater horseshoe bat), 6871 nucleotides long. It is a transcript of the gene RBBP6, whose product is annotated as RB binding protein 6, ubiquitin ligase. Gene Ontology annotation, biological process: protein ubiquitination; ubiquitin-dependent protein catabolic process; mRNA processing. The record is from RefSeq and is a predicted model, not a curated record. Gene Ontology annotation, cellular component: nucleus. Gene Ontology annotation, molecular function: ubiquitin protein ligase activity; zinc ion binding; nucleic acid binding. Lineage: Eukaryota; Metazoa; Chordata; Mammalia; Chiroptera; Rhinolophidae. Bases 1075 to 6453 code for a protein of 1792 amino acids. The transcript has 18 exons.
CCCGCGCGCGCCGCCCGUGCAGUCCCUGCUUAAGAGACCCCGGAGUGGGGCGCUCGCCGGGAGCCAGGCCGCGUCCGCCAUAGUGCCUGGGUCGGUGGUGUCGCCGGCGCCCGGGGAGCGUCGGAGAGCGGCCGCGGGAGGCCCCGCAAGGAAGCCCUUGCCGUCGCCCGGCAGUUCCCGGGCCUGUUCUCGCGGUUCUGGGCCGAAAGGCAGCGGGAGCGGAAGGCGACAGAAGGCGGAGCAGCCGGCGAGAGGAAGCGUCCGGGAGCCUCGGCGGCGUCGCCAGCGUCCGCCGAAGCCCCCCCGGCCGCCGGCGGGGUCCGGGGUGGUGAGGACGCGCGUCGAGGCCCGGCGGAGGCCCGGCGCCGGCUGUGUGGCGGCGGCGGCGGCGGCGGGGGGGAGGCGGAGCCGGGCGGCCUGCGGAAGGCCUCUCCUCCGCCGACCGCGCGUCUGGGCCUAGGCCGCGGGCCGCGCGUGGCCGCCGGGGAGCAGGCGCCAGGGGCGUGGGGGGGGGCCUGGGCCUGGGCCUGGGGCCGCCGACGCCGGUCGUCCGGAAGCCGGGAGGAGGCGAGAGGCCGCUCGUGGACUCCGGGCCGAGGCCCUCGCCCCUCAACCUUCUCCCGGGGCCCGGGUCACCCCGAUCCACGGAGACAGACCCACCGGGAGGUGCGGCCGCGCUAUGGACCCCUGACCCCGCGGGGUCACUCGGACUCGUCACGUGUGGACUGACCGCUACUGACUGCACCGCCUGCCCCCCGGUCUCCUGCCGGCCCGUAGCAUGAGCGGGGGGGACUCCGCCGGGUGACAUUGUGCCCGUUGGCCGAGUCUCCGUGUCCCCGGCCCCGUCCUCGGCCGCCGCCUUGCGCACCAAGUGCUUCUGAGUCUCGAGGGGUUCUGGAGGCUGGUGUCGACGAAGCCCCCGCUCGGGGUGGGGGGUGUCGAGUCCGAGGCCUGCGGGUCCUCCCGUGUCUCUGAGUGUUUUGUGUGUGUGCAUAUUCUGCUCUUGCGGUGAUAAAUACACUUCUGUUGAGCGUGUCCACGUCUGCUCGCUGAACCUAGGAACCCUCGGGCACCAUGUCCUGUGUUCAUUACAAAUUUUCUUCUAAACUCAACUACGACACCGUCACGUUCGAUGGGCUGCACAUCUCGCUGUGCGACUUGAAGAAGCAGAUCAUGGGGAGAGAGAAGCUGAAGGCGGCCGACUGCGACCUGCAGAUCACCAACGCGCAGACCAAGGAAGAAUAUACAGAUGACAGUGCUCUAAUCCCUAAGAAUUCAUCUGUGAUUGUUAGAAGGAUUCCUAUUGGAGGCGUUAAAUCUACAAGCAAGACGUAUGUUAUAAGUCGAACUGAACCAGUGAUGGGAACUUCAAAAGCAAUUGAUGCCUCUUCUGCGUCUAUUUCUCUGGCCCAGCUCACAAAGACCGCCAAUCUGGCUGAAGCCAAUGCUUCUGAAGAAGAUAAAAUUAAAGCGAUGAUGUCGCAAUCUGGCCAUGAAUACGACCCAAUCAAUUACAUGAAGAAACCCCUCGGCCCGCCGCCUCCAUCUUACACCUGCUUCCGUUGCGGUAAACCCGGCCACUAUAUUAAGAACUGCCCGACAAAUGGGGAUAAGAACUUUGAAUCUGGUCCUAGGAUUAAAAAGAGUACUGGGAUUCCCCGGAGUUUUAUGAUGGAAGUGAAGGAUCCGAACAUGAAGGGGGCCAUGCUCACCAACACGGGGAAGUACGCAAUACCGACUAUCGACGCAGAAGCAUAUGCAAUUGGGAAGAAAGAAAAACCACCUUUCUUACCAGAGGAGCCGUCGUCUUCCUCCGAGGAAGACGACCCUAUUCCGGAUGAGCUGUUGUGUCUCAUAUGCAAGGACAUCAUGACGGAUGCCGUCGUCAUCCCCUGCUGUGGGAACAGCUACUGUGAUGAAUGUAUAAGAACAGCGCUCUUGGAAUCAGAUGAUCAUACCUGUCCAACCUGUCAUCAGAAUGAUGUCUCCCCUGACGCUUUGAUUGCCAAUAAAUUCUUACGGCAGGCUGUGAAUAACUUCAAAAAUGAAACUGGUUAUACGAAAAGACUGCGGAAGCAGCUGCCCCCCCCGCCGCCCCCGAUCCCCCCUCCGAGACCACUCCUUCAGCGGAACCUGCAGCCCCUGAUGAGAUCGCCGAUAUCGAGACAGCAGGACCCCCUGAUGAUUCCAGUGACGUCGUCCUCGGCUCACCCGGCCCCUUCUCUGUCGUCUUUAACUUCUAAUCAGUCGUCCUCGGCCCCCGCUGUGCCUGGAAAUCCACCUUCUGCCCCAGCCCCUGUACCUGACAUCACAGCUACGGUCUCCAUAUCGGUCCACUCAGAAAAGGCAGACGGGCCUUUCCGGGAUUCUGAUAGUAAAAUACUGCCAGCUGCAGCCCUUGCAUCUGAACAUUCAAAGGGAACGUCCUCGAUUGCAAUCACUGCUCUUAUGGAAGAGAAGGGUUACCAGGUGCCUGUACUUGGAACCCCGUCUUUACUGGGACAGUCAUUAUUGCACGGACAGUUGAUCCCUACGACUGGUCCAGUAAGAAUAAAUACUGCUCGUCCGGGUGCUGGCCGACCAGGCUGGGAACAUUCCAACAAGCUUGGCUAUCUGGUUUCCCCGCCACAGCAAAUCAGAAGAGGGGAGAGGAGCUGCUACAGAAGUAUAAACCGUGGACGACACCACAGCGAAAGAUCACAGAGAACGCAAGGCCCGUCACUACCAACAACUCCAGUCUUUGUACCUGUGCCACCCCCUCCUCUGUACCCGCCUCCUCCCCACACGCUGCCUCUCCCUCCAGGUGUCCCCCCACCGCAGUUUUCUCCUCAGUUUCCUCCUGGCCAGCCACCACCUGCUGGGUACAGUGUCCCUCCCCCAGGGUUCCCGCCAGCUCCGGCCAAUUUGUCAGCACCUUGGGUAUCGUCAGGCGUGCAGACAGCUCAUUCAAACACCAUCCCAACAACCCAGGCACCACCUUUGUCCAGGGAAGAGUUCUACAGAGAACAGCGGCGGCUGAAAGAAGAGGAAAAGAAAAAGUCCAAGCUAGAUGAGUUUACAAAUGAUUUUGCUAAGGAAUUGAUGGAAUACAAAAAGAUUCAAAAGGAGCGUAGGCGCUCAUUUUCCAGGUCUAAAUCUCCCUAUAGUGGGUCAUCAUAUUCGAGAAGUUCGUACACUUACUCUAAAUCGAGGUCUGGCUCCACACGGUCCCGCUCUUACUCGCGGUCAUUUAGCCGCUCGCACUCCCGUUCCUACUCACGGUCACCUCCGUACCCCAGAAGAGGCCGAGGCAAGAGCCGGAAUUACCGUUCUCGGUCCAGGUCUCAUGGAUACCACCGCUCUAGGUCACGGUCACCCCCCUACCGACGGUACCAUUCUCGAUCAAGGUCCCCGCAGGCCUUUCGGGGCCAGUCACCCAGUAAACGUGCUGCACCCCAAGGGGAAACAGAACGUGAGUAUUUUAACAGAUACAGAGAAGUCCCACCACCAUAUGACAUCAAGGCUUAUUAUGGCAGGAAUGUUGACUUUCGAGACCCAUUUGAAAAAGAACGUUACCGAGAAUGGGAGAGAAAAUACAGAGAGUGGUAUGAAAAAUAUUACAAAGGUUAUGCUGCUGGAGCUCAGCCCCGACCAUCAGCAAACAGAGAGAACUUUUCUCCGGAGAGGUUUUUACCACUUACAAUCAGGAAUUCUCCCUUCACAAGAGGCCGCAGAGAAGAUUAUUCUGGUGGACAAAGUCACAGGAGUAGAAACAUAGGCGGCAACUACCCAGAAAAGCUUUCCACUAGAGACAGUCACAAUCAGAAGGAUAAUACGAAGUGCAAAGAGAAGGAGAGUGAUGGUGGUGCCGGAGAUGGGAAAGGAAGCAAGCAUAAGAAGCACAGGAGAAGGAGAAAGGGGGAAGAGAGUGAAGGCUUUCUGAACCCAGAGUUACUAGAAACUUCCAGAAAAUCAAGAGAACCUACAAGUGGUGAAGAAAAUAAAGCAGAGUCAUUGUUUGUUCUCCCAGGUAGAGACGAUGCCACACCAGUUAGAGACGAACCAAUGGAUGCAGAAUCCGUCACUUUCAAAUCGGUGUCUGAAAAAGACAAGAGAGAGAAGGAUAAACCAAAAGCAAAAGGUGACAAGACCAAACGGAAAAAUGAUGGAUCUACUGUGUCCAAAAAAGAAAACGUUGUCAAGCCUGCUAAAGGGCCCCAAGAAAAACUAGAGGGGGAGCGUGAGAAGUCUCCUCGACCUGAACCCCCGCUGAAGAAGGCCAAAGAGGAGACCCCAAAGACUGACGGUGCCAAGUCCUCGUCUUCCUCCCAGAAAGACGAAAAGGCCACCGGCACACCCCGGAAAGCGCAUUCCAAGUCAGUCAAAGAGCAGCCAGAGCCCAGGCCGCUCAAAGAGGAGAAAGUGAAGAAGGAGCACGUGAAAGAUGUCAAGCCAGAAAAGCCAGCUGGGAAGGACGAAAAGGCCAAGAAGCCCAGUGAGAAAAGCAAGCCGCUUGACAGCAAGGGGGAGAAAAGAAAAAGAAAAACCGAAGAAAAGAGUAUCGAUAAAGAUUUUGAGUCAUCUUCCCUGAAAAUCUCCAAAGUAGAAGGAAGUGAAAUUGUGAAGCCAUCACCGAAACGCAAAAUGGAACCUGAUGUUGAAAAGAUGGAUAGGACCCCAGAAAAAGACAAAACUUCCUCAGCUGCCCCGGCCAAAAAAAUCAAACUCAACAGAGAAACUGGUAAAAAGAUUGGAAGUACAGAAAAUGUAUCCAAUGCAAAAGAACCCUCUGAAAAACUGGAGUCAGCGUCCAGCAGAGUUAAACAAGAAAAAGGCAAAGGAAAGGUCAGGCGAAAGGCGACCGGCUCGGAAGGUCCCAGCUCCACGCUUGUGGACUACACCAGUACGAGUUCCACGGGAGGCAGUCCUGUGAGGAAAUCUGAAGAAAAAACAGAUACGAAGCGAACGGUCAUCAAGACUCUGGAGGAAUACAACAACGACAGCACAGCUCCUGCUGAAGAUGUCAUCAUCAUGAUCCAGGUCCCUCAGUCCAAGUGGGACAAAGAUGACUUUGAAUCUGAAGAAGAAGAUGUCAGGUCCACACAGCCGGUACCAAGUGUAGGAAAACCUGCCAGUGUCAUAAAAAAUGUCAGCACCAAACCACCCGUUACAGCCAAGUACACUGAAAAAGAAAGCGAGCCGCCAGAGAAAGUUCAGAAACUCAGCAAGGAAGUGGGCCAUGAAGUGAUGCAGCAUGAGGCCAAAAGUUCAAAAACCUCUGCCUCUGGUGAAAAAGGGAGAAGCAGGGACCGAGAGCAUUCCACGUUGGAAAAGGAGAACCCUGAAAAGAGGAAGAACAGCACUCAGCCGGAGAAGGAGAGUGACGUGGACCGUCUGAACGAGCAAGGGAACUUGAAAGGUCCGUCCCAACCUUCCAAAGAGACCAGAACUUCAGAUAAGCAUGAUUCCAGCCGAGGUUCCUCAAGUAAAGACUUCACUCCCAACAGAGACAAAAAAACGGACUAUGACAGCAGAGAACAUUCGGGUUCCAAACGCAGAGAUGAAAAGAAUGAAUUGACAAGAAGAAAAGACUCUCCAUCUCGGAGUAAAGACUCUGCCUCUGCACAGAAACCUAAGCCAAGGGAGGAGAGAGAGUUGCCUAAAAAAGGAACAGGAGAGUCCAAAAAAAGUAAUUCCAGUCCCUCGAGAGACAAAAAACCUCACGAUCACAAAGCUACUUACGAUGCUAAACGCUCAAGUGAAGAGAUGAAACCUGUAGAUAAAAAUCCUUGUAAGGAUCGUGAGAAGCAUGUGUUGGAAGUGAGGAACAGCAAAGAGUCAAGUGGCAAUAAAUUACUUCCCAUACUUAACCCUCCAGACCCACAGAUUGAGAAAGAGCAAGUCCCUGGGCAAGGUGACAAGAGUGCCACCAAGCCCAAGCCCCAGGUAGGUCACUCGUCUCGACUCUCCUCCGACUUAACUAGAGAAACUGACGAAGCUGCUUUUGAACCCGACUAUAAUGAAAGUGACAGUGAGAGCAAUGUGUCUGUAAAAGAGGAAGACACUUCUGGAAAAGUUUCUAAGGAGCUGAAAGAUAAAGUAGUGGAGAAAGUCAAAGAGAGCGUGGACGCAGCAGCGGUCAGCCAGGCGGGCGUCACCAGGAGCCAUAGUCAGAGCAGCCCUAGUGUCAGUCCGAGCAGAAGUCACAGCCCUUCUGGAAGCCAAACCCGAAGCCACAGUAGCAGUGCCAGUUCUGCAGAAAGUCAGGACAGCAAGAAGAAGAAGAAGAAGAAGGAAAAGAAAAAGCACAAGAAGCAUAAAAAACAUAAGAAGCAUAAGAAGCACGCAGGCCCCGAAGCAGAACUGGAGAAAAGCCAAAAACACAAACACAAGAAGAAGAAGUCAAAGAAGAACAAAGAUAAAGAAAAGGAGAAGGAGAAAGAUGACCAAAAAGUGAAAUCUGUCAGUGUGUAGGACAGAUUUUUUAAAUUGACUUAAUUACUAAGUCAUCUGUAUUAAAUUUUGUAAUAACGUAAAGAGACUCAAGCCUUGUAAAUAAUGACAUGGAAGACCCCUGUGCUGCACUUAAAAUAUUGCUGCUUGAUUAUUCGAUUUUUACAUCAGAGCUUUAUAACACGGACUUUUGUACAGAAUUGUGAGUUGUGACCAUGUAACACGAGAGGUUUUGCCUAGGGCCUAUUAUUUUUAACCACCAUUAAUUAGUUGGGGUGGAGUUUACUGUACUGUGAAAUUUUCACAUUUGAAUUUUUUUAAUUGCCUGGCAAAAGCUGGUAUCAGUUCUAAAAUAUCAGCAGCGUAAUUUGCUGAAUUCAUUACAACCCCGUUAUGUCACUUUUUGAUUACAAUAAAAGUUUUCAGUAAACUUUUCAAA